Trichoderma gamsii is the source of this 285-nucleotide messenger RNA. RefSeq lists its product as hypothetical. Bases 1 to 285 code for a protein of 94 amino acids. Gene Ontology annotation, cellular component: mitochondrion. The record is from RefSeq and is a predicted model, not a curated record. Gene Ontology annotation, biological process: electron transport chain; mitochondrial respiratory chain complex I assembly. NCBI's taxonomy places the organism in Eukaryota, Fungi, Ascomycota, Sordariomycetes, Hypocreales, Hypocreaceae. The transcript is spliced from 3 exons.
AUGCUUGCUACAAGAGCACUGCGAGCGGCCCACGGGCCCAAGCCCAACAUCACCGGCUUCAACAUGCGAGCCUUCAAGGAGGCCACCGGCCAGCCCCGAUACGACCCAUGGGAGAGAGCCGAGGCAUGGCGGUACAAGGGCACCUUUUCCCGCUGGAACAGAUUCAGAAGCGGUUUCCCCGGUCUGGGAAUCGCCACCGUUGCGUUUACCGGAUACUGCGGCUACGAGUACCUCUUCCUGAAGGAUGAGCACCACGGCGAGGUUCACGGCGAGGGUCACCACUAA